Molecule: messenger RNA, 480 nt
Organism: Microtus ochrogaster (prairie vole)
Lineage: Eukaryota; Metazoa; Chordata; Mammalia; Rodentia; Cricetidae
Gene: Tmem207
Product: transmembrane protein 207
Exons: 5
Coding region: 1-480 (159 amino acids)
Source: RefSeq, a predicted model, not a curated record
AUGGCCACCCCUGAGCCUGCUUUGCCUGUCCAGAUGCAGUCAAAUAUUCCAGAGGUCUUAACGCCCAGUUCAGAGACUGAUGAACUGUUUGGAUUUUAUUGUUCUAAAUAUGUGUUUCAGCUGGUGCUCUCAGAUCUAUCAUGUGAAGAAAGUGAAAUGUGUGCAAAUUAUGAUGACCAGCAUUCUGAUGGCUGGUAUAUCUGGUUCCUACUGAUGAUACUCUUGGUGGUUCUCCUCUGUGGAGUAGUGCUUCUCUGUCUCCGGUCCUGGCUGAAAAGGUGCAGAAUAGAUGAUCCUCCCAGACGCACCGUGGCUGUUUUUGCUGUUGGAGACCUGGAUCUCAUUUAUGAGACAGAAAUGGCUGGAAGUCCAACAUCUGGAAUAGGCCUCCCUGCUCCAAACACUGAACUGGGUCCUGCUCCAUGUUUUAGUGCCUUAGGUCCUCCACCUCCAUAUGAAGAGACUCUUAAAACAAGCUGA